UCUCCCUAAGAUUUCGAUUUCAUUUUUUUAAUAAUUAUAAUGAAAUUUUUCAUUAUUUCUCUUGUUCUAUUUUUAAAAGGAAUUUUCGUCAAUUCACGCUGUUCUGGGAAAAAUGGAUUGGUUUGUUGCUCUGGAACUGUAUGGGACAAUUUAAAACAAAAGUGUAUUGAAUGCAGUCCAGGUUAUUACGGCUUGAAUUGCACGAGCGUAUGUCAGUACCCAACAUAUGGAAGGACUUGUAAGUUUAAGUGUUCAUGCAAUGAAGAGUUUUGUGAUAUUGCCUUUGGCUGUCCAAAAGAGAAUGAAAAGGAUACAAACAGACAAGUUUCAAAAUCGGAGGGAGCAUUAGGUGUGUCAAGAGAAUCGGGAAAAACAUCAUCUUCUCUUCCUACAAAUGUUGGAAAGACUUAUGGGCCACUAACAAUUAACGAUUUCAAACGUAUUAUAAAGGAAAAUGAUACAUUUACAUGGAAAUUAGUAUUUAUAAUUUUUGCCAGCUGUAGUACUUGUGUCACAUUUAUCAUCAUAUGUUUCGUUUAUAAGAUUUUUAAAACAAUGAAAAGACCCAGACACCAACCAGAUAAAACAUCAUCGGUUGGGCCAGGAGAAUAUAGCGAUUGUGAAAUGAUGGAGGUGAAUAUGAAAACGGAAAACAUAAUUUUUGAAGGAUUGGUUAAUGCAAAAAUAGGACACAAUGCCAUUCAAAAUGCUUAUGCAAUACAAUUAAAUGAGAUCUGUCCAAACUCUGAUAUUGAUCAAAACGCUCAAGGAUUUGAAAUCAAAUGUGGAAAUUCUCAACAGUUUUGCAAAAGUCAUCUACUUUCUCAUGGACAUGGUUAUGUUGAACCAAAGAUUGAUGAUGAAUCCAACCAGCUUCUAAGAAAAGAUUUUGACCCUGAAUGCAGUCUUUCACGUGAUCAAAUGUUGGCCUCUGAGGAUAGAAAUCAAUAUCUCAUUGCUACAAAGUAACAAAUUUGAAUACUUUUCAUCUCUCUUCUUGUUACGUCAAAAUACUUAUGCAUCAUCAAAUGUAAGAACCAUCAUCAAUAUACACGGGCUUUGUGUGUUUGUCCUUGAAUGUAAAAGACUUCAUUAAAAUAAUUGCACUUCAUUC
This is a messenger RNA of Saccostrea cuccullata (small rock oyster), 1114 nucleotides long. RefSeq lists its product as uncharacterized. The transcript is spliced from 4 exons. The record is from RefSeq and is a predicted model, not a curated record. Bases 40 to 969 code for a protein of 309 amino acids. Lineage: Eukaryota; Metazoa; Mollusca; Bivalvia; Ostreida; Ostreidae.